Rhipicephalus sanguineus (brown dog tick) is the source of this 1584-nucleotide messenger RNA. RefSeq names its product juvenile hormone acid O-methyltransferase. The record is from RefSeq and is a predicted model, not a curated record. The transcript has 3 exons. Bases 5 to 1126 code for a protein of 373 amino acids. NCBI's taxonomy places the organism in Eukaryota, Metazoa, Arthropoda, Arachnida, Ixodida, Ixodidae.
CGCAAUGUCCCGUUUGCUUCGAGCCGCUGGCACUGCUAAAAGGUUAUUUCACAAGGCGCUGCACUGGUGCCUUAGCGGUCGGUCGGACGCAACGCGGUUUCUCGGAUGCAGCUCAACGAGCAAGCCUUACCCAUACGCGUGCGCCUCCCGACGACCGGCGAACGAGCAGGGCAUUCCGCAACUUCAGCGUGGGUUCACGGACUCGGCUGGUAUGCCCCAUGAUGCCGCUGGAGCUGAAACAGGGUCAUCGCGUAACAAGUCCAUCCAGUCACAAGCAGGAUCCAGCGUUCCGACGCUGGAGCCGCACUUGUACGUCUCGGCCAAUACGUUCCAGAAGCGCGAUAACCUACUCGUGCUCGACCUGCUAAACACGGCGUUCCGGCGCGCGCCCAGCGAGGACCAACAGUUCCUGGACGUCGGCUGCGCCGUGGGCGACUUCACGCGCGACGUGCUGCUGCCGCGUAGCUCGCCUUGCUGGCGCAUCGUGGGCACGGACGUGUCGAGCUCCAUGAUCGCGUACGCGGAGCGCUUCUACGCGCAUCCGCGCAUCACGUACGACGUCCUGGACCUCUCCCACGACGUGUUGCCGUUCGUGGAACGGUACGGCCGCUUCGACCGCGUCUACUCCUUCUUCUGUCUCCACUGGAUCCGCGACCAAGUGGGCGCGCUGCGCAACAUCCGCAACCUGAUGGCGCCCGAGGGAGAGUGCCUGCUCCAGUUCUGCGCGCGCACGCCUGUCUAUACGCUCUGGAGAGACUUUGCUCUCAUGGAUCGCUGGAAGAAUCGCAUAUCGAACAUUGAAGACUUCAUACCGCCUAGUCAGGACGCAGAUGACCGGCUCUCUUAUUUGGAAAACAUUCUGGCUGCCUCUGCACUGAGACCACAUACCUGCGAAGUGCUACGGAAUGUGUGGACAUUUCCUAGCGAACAGCACCUUGCAGGUUCUAUCUCGGCCGUGCUUCCUGUAGCAGAUGGUGUUCCUGAGAACGAGAGGCAGGAGCUGACUGAGGCCAUGUCUGCUGAGAUGUUGCGCCGCUGCCGCAAGGGCCCCGGAGGGUUCAGCGCCGAGUUUGACGUCUAUGUUGUGCACGCAUCCCGAUCUGCUACCUGUCGUUCCACACAAUGAUCGACGAUGCACAACUAGUUGAAUUCAAGAGAGAGCGGCUGGUCGCACCCCUGUGACACAACUUUGCACGCUCAUCGCUGAACGAGUACUCAUGUACAACAACUUAAAUAUGCAUGUACUAACCAUUGUAGUUAAUGCAGAUGUUUGCAGCAACGAACCAGUCAUUCAGGAAUGAACCUUUGAAAAUGGCUCCCCUUUUACUCUAUCUAUUCUGACCAAUCAUGUAUUGUGUGGCCCCUCAUAUGCCAUAUCUCGUAUCCCAUUUGUUGCAAAAAUAUCCUUGACUCACCGUUUUACUGUAUAAGCUGUGUUGCGACACAUGUACUGUAUUUUAAUGCGCCACAUAUCGACUUUGAUGCACUGUGCUGACAUCCCUUGUACUUGCUUCCACAUAAACAAGGCACAUUCUUUCCAGCUAUGGCCAACUCAUUCAUUAACGCUGUAGUCUCGUGAAAAUA